UAAUGAAACAGCAGGGAGCAGAUCUCGAACCCUCGACCUUCGACUGUGCGGCAGAAUCGAUUUCCGCGCUUAUAAACCCAGGGUCGUGUUGAUAAAAGGAUAUUAGAAGGGUGAGCCGGUUAAGGAUCGAUUCAGACCAGGUGUUAAAAUUGUACGACAAGCGACAGUUUAUUUCAGAGGGAGAAUAUCUGGUACACGUAAAUACGGCUCUUCCGUUAGUUCGUGUUGGAACAGCAGGCAGAGCGCGUAAACAGUCAGCACAGCCCUUAUAUACGUCACAGAAAGUAGGUUGACCCUAGGAAGAUCGGAUCUCCGGAUUGGUUCAGCUGGUUGUAGUCUGUAGUCUUCCGCCAUUGGCUCAGUUGUCUGUCCGUCACUCUAGAAUCCCGCCGUCACACAAUGUUCAGCUAAAGGGGAAUCUGGUGUGUGUGCGAGAGUUAUCCUGUAGGGGGCCCCACAUCCUUUACUGUGAGUAUAUGUUGCUAUGUGUUGUCUCAGUUAUAACAAUGCAAUAGCAGUAUGCUGGUCACUUACAUAAGAAAUAGCACUUCCUAACAGUCGUCACACUAUUGACGAUUUGUGUUGCAACAAGCAAGUUUCCUGAACUUCUAUUUGCAGAUUUUUUUCGGGAUAAUAAGAGAUUUCUUUCGGGAUAAUACGAGUUCCCAGUUGUCUUGAAAGCAUCAUACAUCCAGAGAAGGACAGACUUGACGAAGUUUGAUGACAAAAUUUGCCCACAAGAAAGACCUCCACUCCAUCUUCCUGUUCAAACAGACAGUAAGACAGACGGUAUGUCACGGCGCGUGUGUGUGAUUGGAGGGGGAAGUUCAGGUCUGACCAGCAUCAAGAGCUGUCUGGACGAGGGUCUGGAGCCCACCUGCUUCGAGAGCAGUGAUGACAUCGGGGGACUGUGGAGGUUCAAGGAGAACCCAGAGGCUGACAGGGCCAGUAUCUACCACUCUGUCAUCAUCAACACCUCCAAGGAGAUGAUGUGUUUCUCUGAUUUUCCCAUCCCAGCCCACUUCCCCAACUACAUGCACAACUCCCUCAUCAUGGACUACUUCCGCAUGUAUGCCGAACACUUCCAACUCACCAAGCACAUACGCUUCCAGAUCAGAGUCCUCCAGGUGAAGCCAAGACCCGACUUCUCUCGUUCGGGCCAGUGGGAUGUGGAGACAGAGAACAAGAAGGGAGAGAAGGAGAAACAUAUCUUUGAUGCUGUGAUGAUCUGUAUAGGACACCACUGUCACCCCAACCUGCCUCUACACGAUUUCCCAGGUAUCGACAAAUUCAAGGGCCAGUACUUCCACAGUCGGGACUAUAAGACGGCAGAAGAGUGGCGGGGGAAGAGGGUGGUGGUGAUCGGCAUCGGCAACUCUGGAGGAGAUAUCGCUGUGGAACUCAGCAGGGUCACCAAACAGGUAUUCCUCAGUACCAGGCGUGGGGCAUGGAUCCUCCACCGUGUGGGUCAACAAGGGGUGCCCAUAGACUUUCAAAUGAACAGAAGGGUGUUAAAGAUGGCCAAGUCUGUACUGCCCUUUGGCCUGGUCUGCAGACUGGGAGAGAACAAAAUCAACCAGAGAUUCAACCACAGCCUCUACUCUCUACAGCCCAAACACAGGCUGUUCAGCCAGCACCCUACAGUGAAUGAUGAGCUGCCCAACCGGAUCCUGUCUGGCACAGUGCAGGUCAAACCCAACAUCCGCAGGCUCCAGGGGUCCAGCAUUGAGUUUGACGACGGAACCGUGGAGGACAACAUAGACUUGGUGGUGUUUGCCACUGGCUACAACUUCUCCUUCCCCUUCCUACCGUCCAAUAUGCUGCCGGUUUCCGGGAACAAGGCCAAUCUGUAUAAGUACAUGUUCCCUCCGGGGUUAGAGCGUCCCACACUGGUCGUUAUAGGGCUGGUGCAGCCGCUUGGAGCCAUCAUGCCCAUCUCUGAAAUGCAGGCCCGAUGGGCCACCAGGGUCUUCAAAGGGCUGAAUAAGCUUCCCUCAAUGGACUGCAUGUUGAAGGACAUUAAACACAAGGAGGAGACAAUUGCCAAGAGGUAUGUGACCUCCCAGAGACACACCAUCCAGGUGGAUUACAUUGACUACAUGGACCAGAUAGCUUACCAGGUGGGGGUGCGUCCCAGCCUCCUAGGGCUGUUGCUACGAGAUCCUGGUGUGUGGCUGUGUGUGCUGCUGGGGCCAUGCACCCCGUACCAGUACCGUCUGAGAGGGCCGGGACAGUGGGACGGGGCCCGACAGGCCAUCCUGACUACAUGGGAUCGGAUGGCAGGAGCCCUGAAGACCAGGCCCUCGGACAUCCCUGAGCCCAAGCAGAGUUCCUUACCCCUGACCCUAACCGUGGGGGCUGCUGCCCUGGCUCUGGGGUACUACUGGAACAUACACAACCACCCAUCCCUCCUCAUCGCCCUGGACCCCACCACCUGGCAGGACAAGAUCAAACCAUACCUGCCAGUGUUGUGGUAACCCACCAGGGAUCAAACCCAGGCUGUGACUGGGUGGCGAACACAGUCAUGUUAGCCCACUAUGCUAAAGCCUAGCCCUCAGCCAUUCCACCUAUUUAUUCAAUUCCAGUACAAGUACACAACCAGCUGUACUAGUGGUGGUAUAGAACAAAUAUGUUUAAGGACUGAGGGUCCCAGAGUACUAGGUAUUGUAACACUGGUUUGGUUGACUAAUGCCCAUUAGCCCACUGAGCUAAAGCCAAGGAGGUCACCUCCGUUACACCAGGACAGUGACCUGAAACAAACUCAUAAUCCAGAUGAGCUAUUAACCAGAAAUACAGAGAUGCAAUAGCAGGCAGCUACUGUCUGUUAAUUAAUAUGCCAGGUCAUCUUUGUGAAAGAUGAGAGCUCUACCAACUAAUCAGGGACCACAAAUGAUGUUAAUAUGAAUCUCUCAUAACCAAUAAUUCACAAAAUGUAUGCACAGAAUUGGAAAUAAUGCAUAGUGCAAUAUUAGUGUAUUAUCCACAGCCUGUUCUCAUAAUUGUUGGGAUUCAAUUUUACUUGAUGCCACAGUGCCUUAGACUGAUCAGAUAUAUUAUAAUAUCAUUUAUUUUGUUCUAUAACCUUAUUUUCGAAAUAGCAAAAUGAUUUUAGGAGAGUGUAGUGUAAUACAUUUUUGCCUUCAUGUUUGGAUUGGCUUUGAGUGUUACAAGUCUGUCAUUCACUAAUCUAGUCAAAUGUAUGCACACACUAACCUCUACCUUCUCCCUCCUUACGAUGUACUGGUGACCAUGAUAAAUGUCACCACUAAGUGCCUACUCCAGGAACAUCCUUAUAAACCACUAAAGUGUGGCCCAGAGACAACCCCCCCUAGCCUCUAUGCAUUUGUAUGUGAAUGGAAAUAUGGCAUUUUUGCCAUCCUUGUCUGUCAUCCCUUUCAGAUCUAUACAGGUGCCUAGGGUGGUAGGAGACAGGAGGUAGUUGCUAGGCAUAGUGUCUGGAUGUUUAAAGAGCCACUGAGAACACGUCGAUUGGCACGUGUUCUUCUGAUGCUCAUGAUAAAAUGUUGAUUUCUGGAUCGAUUGGGCGUUUGGUUAAUUAUGUUUGUCCCCCAUGAGACACUGUAGAUGCGGAAGCCUGUUUCACUUCCUCAAAAUCCCCAGAAUAAAUAACUCAAGAAAUCUGUAA
This is a messenger RNA of Oncorhynchus nerka (sockeye salmon), 3646 nucleotides long. RefSeq names its product flavin-containing monooxygenase 5-like. The coding region runs from base 792 to 2477 and encodes 561 amino acids. The transcript has 14 exons. The record is from RefSeq and is a predicted model, not a curated record. Gene Ontology annotation, molecular function: flavin adenine dinucleotide binding; N,N-dimethylaniline monooxygenase activity; NADP binding. Lineage: Eukaryota; Metazoa; Chordata; Actinopteri; Salmoniformes; Salmonidae.